This is a messenger RNA of Marmota flaviventris (yellow-bellied marmot), 1867 nucleotides long. It is a transcript of the gene Xpnpep3, whose product is annotated as X-prolyl aminopeptidase 3. Gene Ontology annotation, cellular component: mitochondrion. NCBI's taxonomy places the organism in Eukaryota, Metazoa, Chordata, Mammalia, Rodentia, Sciuridae. Gene Ontology annotation, molecular function: manganese ion binding; metalloaminopeptidase activity. Gene Ontology annotation, biological process: proteolysis. The record is from RefSeq and is a predicted model, not a curated record.
UCCUGGCGACGCGGCUGUGCUGGUGGCUCCUUCGCGGGCUGAUUCCCUUUCUUUUCCUGACGUGUGAGCUGGCAGUUAUGCUUUGGCUACUCUCUACUCCCAAGCUGGUUCCUGCUUUAGCAAGCGCCCGCGGCCUCUCAGGAUGCAUAUCAUGUUUACAGCGAAGAUACUCUCUCCAGCCUGUGCCAGAGAGGAGAAUUCCAAAUCGAUAUUUAGGCCAGCCUAGCCCCUUCACACAUCCACACCUCCUCAGACCAGGGGAGGUGACACCAGGACUAUCUCAGGUGGAAUAUGCACUUCGUAGACACAAACUGAUGUCUCUGAUCUACACGGAAGCACAGGAGCAAAGUGGGACAGACCAGACGGUGGUUGUGCUCUCCAAUCCUACGUACUACAUGAGCAAUGACAUUCCCUACACUUUCCACCAAGACAACAAUUUCCUGUACCUGUGUGGAUUCCAAGAGCCUGAUAGCAUUCUGGUCCUUCAGAGCCUGCCUGACAAGGAGUUACCAUCACAUAAGGCCAUGCUUUUUGUGCCUCGGAGAGACCCCAGUCGAGAACUUUGGGAUGGUCCUCGAUCUGGCACGGAUGGAGCAAUAGCUCUAACUGGAGUCGAUGAAGCCUAUACACUAGAAGAAUUUCAACAUCUAGUACCAAAGCUGAAAGCUGAGUCGAACAUCAUUUGGUAUGACUGGAUGAAGCCUUCUCAUGCACAGCUUCAUUCUGACUACAUGCAGAGUGUGACUGAGGCCAAAGCCAGGAGCAAGAACAAGGUUCGGGGUGUUCAGCAUCUGGUACAGCGCCUCCGGCUAAUCAAAUCUUCUGCAGAAAUUGAGAGAAUGCAGAUUGCUGGGAAGCUGACAUCACAGGCUUUCAUAGAAACCAUGUUUGCCAGUAAAGCCCCUGUGGAAGAGGCCUUUCUUUAUGCCAAGUUUGAAUUUGAAUGCCGGGCUCGCGGUGCAGACAUCUUAGCCUACCCACCUGUGGUUGCUGGUGGUAAUCGGUCAAACACUUUGCACUAUGUGAAGAAUAAUCAACUCAUCAAGGAUGGGGAAAUGGUGCUUCUGGAUGGAGGUUGUGAAUUUUCCUGCUAUGUGAGUGACAUCACCCGUACCUGGCCUGUCAAUGGCAGGUUCACCGCAGCUCAGGCAGAACUCUAUGAAGCUGUUCUAGAGAUCCAGAGGGCUUGUCUGUCCCUCUGCUCCCCUGGGACAAGCUUGGAGAAUAUCUACAGCAUGAUGUUGACGCUAAUAGGACAGAAGCUUAAAGAGUUGGGGCUCAUGAAGAACAGCAAAGAAAAUGCUUUCAAGUCUGCUCGAAAAUACUGCCCUCACCAUGUAGGCCAUUACCUUGGGAUGGAUGUCCAUGAUACUCCAGACAUGCCCCGUUCUCUCCCUCUGCAGCCGGGUAUGGUGAUCACAAUUGAACCAGGCAUUUAUAUUCCAGAGGAUGACAGAGAUGCUCCAGAGAAGUUUCGAGGUCUUGGUGUGCGAAUCGAGGAUGAUAUAGUGGUGACUCGGGACUCCCCUCUCAUCCUUUCUGCAGAUUGUCCCAAAGAGAUAAAUGACAUUGAGCAGAUCUGCAGCAGAACCUCAUGACCCCCAUUGCAACUCAGAUGCAUCUCAGGUUCAAAACAGGCGUGCAGGCAUCCCUGCAUGUGUGCAUUCUGAGUCUCCAUGCAUAUUUAUGCACAUGUUUUAUUUGGGAGUGCAGCAGCUAUAUAUGAUGUGUAUAAUCAUUACAUGAGCUUUUCUAAGUAGAUGGAAAAAUGGAAAAGUGAAUUUUGGAAUGAUUUCUUACUAUGACUUUAGUAACAUUAAUUCUGUAGAAUUAAUGAUCCAAACAAGUUUAAUUUUUAAACGUAAAA